Messenger RNA from Fusarium venenatum, 1749 nucleotides. Its product is annotated as HCO3 transporter family-domain-containing protein. Gene Ontology annotation, cellular component: basolateral plasma membrane; fungal-type vacuole; plasma membrane. The record is from RefSeq and is a predicted model, not a curated record. Gene Ontology annotation, biological process: monoatomic ion homeostasis; borate transport; transmembrane transport. Gene Ontology annotation, molecular function: borate efflux transmembrane transporter activity; solute:inorganic anion antiporter activity. Lineage: Eukaryota; Fungi; Ascomycota; Sordariomycetes; Hypocreales; Nectriaceae.
AUGGCUAGGCCUGAGACUGAACCAGUUCAAGACUUGAUUGACAUCGAGAGAAGGCCAACCUUUGGAUCUGCUAAUACUGUCACACCAAACACCAACGCUCAAGAUGCAGCAGGUCCACCUAAUCAAGGAAAUCGACCAUCCAAGUAUUUUGGCAAAGAGGGCAAACUUCGUCCCUUUCGAUUACUAAAGGAAGAUGUUAUCAAUCUCAAAGAUCGAUACCUGUCAGAUUGGCAAGUCUUUAACCAGCAGGUGGUUGCGAGUGCUGUCUACAUCUUCUUUACCAAUCUUCUGCCCGGCAUCACCUUUGCAAGUGACUUGUACACCUUGACUGGAAAGUCGUGGGGCACUAUCGAGGUCGUCUUCAGCACUGGCCUCUGCGGUCUCAUAUUUUCUCUUUUCUCGGGUCAACCUCUGACAAUUCUUGGCGUGACUGGUCCUUUCUCAGUCUUGGCCGAGAACGUUUACGAACUAUGUGACAAGCACUUCCAUGUCGAAUUUCUGCCUGUCAUGGCAUGGACUCUCAUCCACGCCGGGUGGAUGCACUAUCUCCUGGCCAUCUUCAAUGCCCAUGACUGGACGAUGCAAUAUGUCACCCAUUUCAGCGCCGACAUCUUUUCUUUGCUCAACAGUGUCAUCUACUUCCACAAGGCUGCCAUGGAACUGAAGCGCACCCAUGCCCGAGUCUCACUCGCUGCCUUCCUCUAUGCUGUCCUAGGCGCCAUAGGGACUUGUCUUCUGGCCAUUUUGUUGUCAACCGCAAACUCGUGGAAACCCAUGCUCCAUCGCUACGUUCGUCUUGGUCUUACAGAGUAUGCGGCUGCCAUUUCCAUCAUCUUCUGGAUUGGAAUCCCAUACAUUGGAGAACUAGCCUCCCUGGAUCAUAUUCGUCUUGAGGUGCAGACUAGCUUCCGGCCUACAAACCCUGACAGGGCGACAUUCUUUGUUCGUUUCUGGGAGGCGCCCAUUGAGUGGGUGUUCCUGUCCAUGAUUCCAGGUGCCAUCGUUACAGUAUUGUUCUACUUCGAUCAUGAAAUCAGUAGCAUCAUCUGCACUGUAGAGCGAUAUGGGACUAAGAAGCCAGGCGGCUAUGCUUGGGAUGUGGCUCUAUUGGGAACAACUACAAUAAUCUGCGGUAUUCUCGGCAUCCCUCCGGCCAACGGUCUCCUCCCUCAAGCACCUCUCCACUCCGAAUCACUGAUGCACUAUGUCCUAGAGAGUCCUCCAGCUGAAGAGGGUGAGCAACCAGAGUCACCCCGCCACGUUGCAAGGACCUAUGAGCAGAGAUACUCGCACUUCAUUCAAGCUGCUCUGAUUCUCAUUUUUGUAUCACCUCCCCUGCAGAAGCUAUUAGGUCUCACACAGACUUCUGUGCUAGCAGGGCUCUUUAUUUUCAUGGGCUAUCAGUCAUUGUCUGUCAACCCUAUCUUGGAACGGGUUGUUAAUCUUCUCACUGCACCGUCCGAUCUUCCUGAACUUCCCGCUGGUGUUACCUGGCUCGGAAUCCACAUGUACACCAUCACUCAAAUUAUCAUGACUGGUGUCGUCUUUGGUGUGACUCUGACGGUUGCAGCUCCUGCAUUUCCACUCAUCAUUAUUGCUUUGGUCCCUAUCCGAUUGUCAGUCAUGAACCGGAUUUGGAGUCGUGAGACAUUACGAAGAGUAGAUGGAUGGGCAUGUCGAGAAGGGAAACCAGAGGAUGAUCUGAUCCCAGUAGAGAUACUUGCAGAUGAAGAGAAGGCCAACGCCUAA